Daktulosphaira vitifoliae (grape phylloxera) is the source of this 1722-nucleotide messenger RNA. RefSeq lists its product as uncharacterized. Bases 59 to 1402 code for a protein of 447 amino acids. The transcript has 3 exons. NCBI's taxonomy places the organism in Eukaryota, Metazoa, Arthropoda, Insecta, Hemiptera, Phylloxeridae. The record is from RefSeq and is a predicted model, not a curated record.
UAAAAAGGAUUUUCUAUUUAAUAAAGUGAACUUGAUAGUUUGUUUUUAAAGCUUUAAAAUGUUUUGUAAAAAUAAUCAUAUUAUCUUAGUUGCAAUAAUAUUGAUGUGGGUAAGUUGUGUUAAAUCUCUAAAAACUGGUUAUAAUAUAAUGGAAAAUGACAUUGAAAAUAUAAAGUUAUUAAAGUGUUCUUAUUUGUUUAAUGCAAUAUUUAACAUGAAAGUACAUAAGAUAAAAUUAGAAAACCACAAUAAAAAAUCGGUAUUAGAGGAAACAUUUACUUAUGCCUUUUUAUUAAAAACACAAAUGAGUACAUUAUUUAAAGUAGAAAGCUUAGGAUCUUUAUGGCUACUUAAUCUAUAUUUAUUAUAUUUAAGAAAUAUUGUUCGUAAAUUAGAUUGUACAAACAAAGAGAAUUAUGAUAAUAUUUUGAAUACAUUGGAUUAUGUAAUAGCAAAAUUAAUUAAAGACUCUAAAGAAUGUCCUAAAGGAAGCCAGUUUUUUAUAAGUGAUUUAAUGAUAAAGGAAUAUAGCAACAUUGGUAUGCCAAAUGUUUAUUCAUUACAAAAACAAACAAACAAUGAGCUUGAGAGAUUAAUAGCAGAAAAUCAUAAUGAAUUGCCUUGGUGUAGAAAAAUAAUGAAAAGAUUAAAAAAAGAUGUGUUGUUUAUGAGAAUAUUAUUGGAACCAAUUAAAUUUAAUCACAUGAUGAUUACAUAUAAUGUUCAAGUCAAAUGGGGUCAAGCUCAAACCAAUAUAGAUAAAUUUUAUAAAGCAAUCAGAUACUUUUCAUGGAUUAAUAAUAAUUUCCAAGAUCUCAAAAUAUACUAUAAUGCUGUUUUUGGUUUUUUGAAAAUUAUUAUGUUAAGAUUAACUUGGAAACAUAUUUUGUACCUCAAAUAUCAAGAUUUAAAUAAUAUUAAGUACCUUGUUAGAACAUGGAUUGUUAUUUUAAACAGUUUUUCAUCUACAUUACAUUUGGAAAAAGACGUUAUGAUUAACACAGUGAUAGGAAAAAUGAUUUAUUACAACGAAGAUCUUAACGUAGAAACUAUGGUUUCAAAAGACGAGCUAGAAAUAUUAAAAUUUCACCGAAAUUCUAUGGAUAGUUUAAUAGAAGUUAUAAUACCAUUUUUGAGAGAUCUUUGCGUAGACUUAGACUGUUAUGCGACCUCAGAAUUCAUUCUCAAUGGAAAUGAAUUAAUACCGUUCAAUAAACAUAACUUCUUAUCAAAACCACAACAUGUCAUUGGCAAUUAUAAUACCAUUAUUUAUUACAGUAUAAGAAGGAGAAAACCGAAGAAAAUACUAAGAAAGUCUAAAAAUUCACGUAUGCUCUAUUCUGAUGAAUUUGCUUUUUUUAUAAGAGAAUCAGUUGAUAAAACAAUCAGAAUGAUGAAAUGAGAAAUUAGCAUUUAAAGAUAAAGUAAAUGGUGAAUGGCGUGGUAGUGUUUUAAUUGUAUAUUGUUUUAGAAAAUAGAUAAUAUAAUAAAUCGUGAUCUUAAGUGCAGGAUGGAGCAGAAAAAUAUAAAUAAUUUGAAUUAAAAAUGUUAUAAUAUCGCUAUAACACAAAAAAUAUUUUUAAAGUACCAAACGUUUUUCAUUUAAAAUAUAUAAAUAGUAAUAUUUUUGAAAAAAAUUUAUAUGAUUUAAAUAGCAUUUAUUUCUUUUGUGCAUUACCAUCUGUUCAAACAUGUAAUCAUGUAUAUUUUAUUGUUAUAAUU